UCAAAUAUUGAGGUUACUUUUUAUUUACCUUUUAGAAGAAAAUACCUACAUAUAAACGAAUCUCAGCUGUAUCGAUGGGAAAAAUCAUUAUGUUCUAAACAAUUGAUUAUCUUGCAGAAGAAAGGCCGUUCACGUUCCUCCGCGUCGCUUGUCAAAAUGACGUCCAAGACGGAGGCUACACUGGAACAUUUUUAUAUAUUUAAUGGAACUUAUGCGAAAAAGGAAGGGGAGGCAAAAAAAAAGAUACUCUAUUAUUAUCCGGAAAGAGAUAUAGAUGCUCAGAUUAAGAAUAUAGGGUUCAGCGAAGCAAUUAUUAAAUUUGCAGAAUCGUUCAACCCUGGACAGCCCUGUGAUUAUUGUCAUACACACAAAACUCGACAAGUAUAUUAUCAACCAGAACCAAAUUUUUGGAUGGUAAUGAUUGUUGGACUGCCGUAUGUUUGUAAAGAAAAAGAUGGUAAUAAAUAUAUGGAAUAUCAGCACGAUGAAGUCUCUAGCAGUGUAUGCCAAGGUAUAUUGAAACAAGCGUACGUUAUGUUCAGACUGUUCAUGGGCUCGUUUGAAACUAUCAUCAAUGAUCCUGAAUAUGGCUCCAUUAUAUUACUGAAACACAAACUCGAACAUUUUUAUUCAAGGUAUCUGCUGUCCCUCAAAUUGAACAACAGCGACAUUCUGGAUGUUUUCCAAGGCUUACAAUUUUUACCUCUGGAUAAGAUAACAUUUUUACGAGUACAGUGUUUCAUGAAUCUUAUAGAAGCUAUGUUCUCUCAAGUCAAGUACACAGCAUUCUUGUAUAACGAUCAAGUUGUAUGGAGUGGCUUGGAACCUGAAGAUAUGCAGGUGGUUUAUAGUUACUUGGUGGGGACACUUUUACAGGCACACCUUGAGAAAGAACUACACGGUGGUUCAAUGCCUAGAAAUUCCCCUUCGCCGUUCACCAGUUCGCAUUAUGGAAAAUUUGUCACUGGUCCGUGCAGUAUUAACGAACCGAGUCUGAUUGGAAAAUCUCCGACAGUGUUCAUAAAUUAUUCCACGAAACCGAUUGCUUUGUAUUUGGUAGUUUAUCGGGCUCUGAGUGCAACUAUUUGCCUUUUCGUUGACAGCAAAACAAGUUUAUUAAUGGACUUCUUCAAAAGUCUGGAUAGCUUUCUUGGCCCACAAUUGACUACACUUGUUAGCUCGGUCGCGGAACAGUGUGCGAAACACGUGGUGGCUACGCCCGAGUCUUGUACAAAGUACCUGUAUUUUAAUAAGCUCAACUUAGCGUAUAAAAGCACGAUACAUCUGGAUAAUAGACGAUGCUCCAACGUGCUCACGACACCUGAAGUGUUGAGGGUGAUCACUGAUAUAUACAAUGACACGAAUAAAUUGAAAGAAGCUGGCGAAAUUGUCAUAAAAACCAUGAGCGACUAUUGGGUCAUAGGAAAGCUAUCAAACUUGAGGGAAUUUUUCGUGGUCAUUCAACAAAAGAGUGCCAGCUUAAUUGAGAUAGAAGAGGAAGUCAAACGACUGUGCGAGAAACAAUUGAAGAGCAUAUUUUUCCAUUAAUGAUCAGUGUGUCAUCUAGCUCAGUACUGUUUAUACGUCGUAUACAAGCAAUAUAUACUCUAAUCUAUACCAUUGUAAUUACAAAAG
Dufourea novaeangliae is the source of this 1635-nucleotide messenger RNA. RefSeq names its product vacuolar fusion protein CCZ1 homolog (gene Ccz1). The transcript is spliced from 10 exons. The record is from RefSeq and is a predicted model, not a curated record. The coding region runs from base 157 to 1548 and encodes 463 amino acids. Gene Ontology annotation, biological process: vesicle-mediated transport. Gene Ontology annotation, cellular component: Mon1-Ccz1 complex; intracellular membrane-bounded organelle. NCBI's taxonomy places the organism in Eukaryota, Metazoa, Arthropoda, Insecta, Hymenoptera, Halictidae.